Molecule: messenger RNA, 2229 nt
Organism: Penicillium cinerascens
Lineage: Eukaryota; Fungi; Ascomycota; Eurotiomycetes; Eurotiales; Aspergillaceae
Exons: 3
Coding region: 1-2229 (742 amino acids)
Molecular function (GO): protein binding
Source: RefSeq, a predicted model, not a curated record
AUGCCCAGGUUUGAUGUUUACUGUGUCAUCUGCGGUGCACCACACUCAGUGCGAUGGUUCUGUCCGGAGGGGUGGGUUACUGAGGAGGAUUUACCUUUUCUCUCGCAGAUGAGUUGGCUUGGUAAUACUUCUCGCAUUUUGGGCGAAAACCAUCAUGCAUCGUCCACAAACAAGGUGUUUAUCUCCGGCCCAGCGACCUAUGUCGAUGCUGGUGUUUUCAAGGUCGAGCCUGGUACCGACCCCAACUUUCCAACUGAGAAUCAAGUGCAGUACCGAAAUGGCCGAGCACGUAUCAAAGUGUUCGACUAUGAGCGAUCAAUUGAUUUUGCGAUCCCAAUCCAUGAGCCAUGCUAUCAACUCCUGAAGAAGGUCCUCAUCCAAUGGGGCUUACAGCGCACAGCUCAUGAUGUCGACAAUGGAAUUCUCUACAAGACUUUGAUGAAGUUCGCAGACGAGGCAUCAGAUGACAGAACAAGGCUAACUCGCAUGAACUACGGUGAGAAUUCCGGCGAGUUCGAUGCUGUGUUGUCGAGAUCUGCUGAUAGCGAACACAUUUUGCUGAAUCCGAUGGAAUCGAGCAAAUUAGUGGAGUACUUUCAACAGCCUUUACUGCCAAUGAGAGAUCAACAGAACAGAUACCCCCCUAGGACUGGAUCAGAAGACUUCAGUGGCUGCGGCGACCCGUUUGCCAAUUUGGCUCCGGAACUGUUAUUUUUGAUCAUGAUCCGUUUACCAGUGGUCUCUCUUGAAGCUCUCAGACACGCCAGUCCAGCCGCAGCUCGGCUCGACCUCGAUAGUGGAUUCUGGAAACAGAAAGUGAGACACAACAUGCCCUGGAUCUUUGACUUACCUGAAGAAGCAAAUGAUCGCCCUGGGCAUAAAAUAGACUGGCUUCGAGUGUACACAGACUUGGAAAACGCGAGUGAACUUGACGGCGAAGGGGCAUACAUUGGGGUAUUGAAAAAUCGCCGAAGAAUCUGGGAAACAUGCGAAGACAUUGCCGGAGCUUUCGAGAAGCUACAAAAGGAAAACUCAAAUCACAAAAAUCGAGAAAAAGACUCCAUCGUUGAGAAUGCUGUCACGUCGUUGAUGCAGCCUUUUGCCCGCCCUUUACCGGCUUGCCUGGAAACAGUCUCAUUGCCGUUUGUCAAGAACAUAUCAGAUAUCCAGCAGAACCUCCCACUCCUAUCCUUUUUCUGGUCGAAAGAGGGCAUCCUUUCGGGUCUCGGAAGAUGCGACAAUCUUGAGAAGGAAAAAAGGCCAGAGCAAACCAUAGGUCACGAAGACCGCUUUGACGUCCGCGACGAUGUUAAAAUUAAACAUGGAGACUGGAUUGCUGGAUUUGUUCUAAGCUUCCGUGAUGAAUACAAGGGCGAAGGAACCGUGGAAAAGGAAAUAGUGGGAGUCAAAAUCCAUUUCCUCAGUGGGAUGUCUCACCAGCUUGGUAAUCCCACACCGAUUCUGAAGAUAUUUCAUGCCAGAGACAACCUUCUUCUUGUCGGCAUCAUGGCGCAACUCACCAUGGAGGGCCAGAUAGUCUCUUUGUCGUUGCUGCAGGCACCUGCCUCGAAUCUUUGCCCGCACUCGGAAGAACUGGGUAGGCGACAAUCCCAGAUUCUCUAUGCGCACUCGAACAUCGGAUCAAAGAUGUGGAAGAACGAGCUGCCCCCACAAGAUAUCAUCGCCGGAGAAGUGUCCCUUGUUCAAUUUACUCCAUCUUUGCCUGUACCAACUGACCCUGUCGCAAUGGAAGCGCUUGUGUUCGGCAAAGAUGAGAGCGAGCUUGCCGCCAUCACCGAAAUAAUCGGCGAUACUCAAUUACAGGGGAUCAAAAUCCGCUAUUCAGACCGACCGCCGAAAUCAAUUGGCCCCCAUAGCGGUUCGCUACUCGAUUCGCAACCGCAGUCCAUUAAGAUUGACGGCCAGGGUGGGGAGCGCAUAAUUGCCCUUGAAGGAGUUUUCGGAAUCGAAUGGUUGAAUGCUCUCCGCUUUGUGACAAACCGAAAUCGCUCCCUUGUCCUUGGACAUAACCAUAUUGCAAUGCAGAAUAAGCUCUACCCUCCUGGCGAAGGAAUGGUUUUACGGGGUGUCUAUGGCGCUUGGGCGGAAACAAUGUAUGAGGAAGUCCUGUUCGAGGCCGUCGGAGGGCUGUUCUCCCUUGCAUCACCGCAGUUUCCUUCACUUGAUGUUCAUGAGCCGGAAGUUCUUGGUUUUGGUCUGGAUGGCUAG